AUGGCCGCUAUGAAAAGCUAUAGUGUGGGCUUGAGGGAGUCUGCUCUCCAGUUUCCGCGUCAUAAUUGCGCUAAUAAGUACAAAAGGAGUGGGAAAUGGAGGCCUCCACAAGCUGCUGUAAUACCAAAUUUUCAUCUCCCAAUGCGUAGUUUUGAAGUUAAAAACAGGACAUCAGCAGAGGAUAUAAGAUCUCUUAGAUUGAUAACAGCCAUCAAAACCCCAUAUCUGCCUGAUGGUCGAUUUGAUCUCGAAGCAUAUGAUGCAUUGGUGAAUAUGCAGAUUGUUAACGGUGCUGAAGGUGUGAUUGUUGGCGGCACAACUGGUGAAGGCCAGCUUAUGAGCUGGGAUGAACACAUAAUGCUUAUUGGCCACACUGUUAACUGUUUUGGUACUUCGGUCAAGGUGAUUGGAAACACUGGAAGCAACUCUACAAGGGAAGCAAUUCAUGCCACAGAGCAAGGUUUUGCAGUUGGAAUGCAUGCUGCUCUUCAUAUCAAUCCAUACUAUGGCAAAACCUCUGUGGAGGGCAUGGUUUCUCAUUUUGACAGUGUGCUACCUAUGGGUCCCACUAUUAUAUACAAUGUGCCUGGCAGAACUGGCCAAGAUAUUCCCCCACGCGUUAUUCAUACUAUAGCACAGAGUUCGAACUUGGCAGGUGUUAAGGAAUGUGUUGGUAAUGAUCGGGUUGAACAGUAUACAGAUAAAGGAAUUGUGGUGUGGAGUGGGAAUGAUGAUGAAUGCCAUGAUGCUAGAUGGAACCAUGGGGCUACUGGAGUGAUUUCUGUUGCUAGCAACUUGGUUCCAGGUUUAAUGCGGAAACUCAUGUUUGAGGGGAAGAAUACUGAACUAAAUUCAAAACUCCUGCCGCUUAUCGACUGGCUAUUUCAGGAGCCAAACCCCAUUGCAUUAAACACAGCUCUUGCUCAACUUGGGGUUGUAAGACCAGUUUUCAGACUGCCAUAUGUGCCUCUUCCUCUGGCCAAGAGGGUAGAGUUUGUGAAUUUGGUUAAGAAAAUUGGUCGGGAGAAUUUUGUAGGAGAAAAAGAUGUUCAGGUUCUUGAUGAUGAUGACUUCAUCUUGAUCGGUCGGUAUUAG
Dovyalis caffra is the source of this 1095-nucleotide messenger RNA. Lineage: Eukaryota; Viridiplantae; Streptophyta; Magnoliopsida; Malpighiales; Salicaceae. The record is from the annotation of a GenBank genome assembly.